Molecule: messenger RNA, 1587 nt
Organism: Anisakis simplex (herring worm)
Lineage: Eukaryota; Metazoa; Nematoda; Chromadorea; Rhabditida; Anisakidae
Source: the annotation of a GenBank genome assembly
AUGGAGGUGGGCAGACGAGUGGCAGAUACGUUUACGGAUCAGAGUGUACUGGUAACCGGUGCUAGUGGUUUUCUGGGAAAGGUUUUGGUGGAAAAAUUACUCUACUCGACCCCUCAGCUCAAAAACAUCUACUUGCUCAUUCGUCCUCUAGGUGCUCUUAGCCCCAAGCAAAGGCUAGCAGAAAUGCUAAAGGGACCACUAUUCGAUCGUCUUCGAAGUCAAAAUCCAGAUGCCUUCGCGAAGUUGAUUCCGGUCGGAGGAAACCUUCUGGAACAAGAUCUGGGUUUGAGUGAACCGGAUAUGCACUUAUUGUGUGAUGAAGUUGGCAUUGCAACUGUGAAAUUUGAUGAAGCCUUACGAUUGUCGAUUGAAAUGAACGUUAUGGGUACACAACGCCUAUUAGCACUUUGCCACAAAAUGCGCAAUCUUAUUGUGAUUGUGCACGCAAGUACGGCAUAUGCGAACUGUGAUAAAUCAGAAACAAUGGAAUGUGUGUAUCCACCACCGGUGCCGCCAAAUAAGUUGCUUGAUGCUGUUGAGUGGAUGGACGAUAAUAUGCUACGCUCAGUCACACCGCACUUGCUUGCUCAGCGACCCAAUACUUAUACGCUUACGAAGGCACUUGCUGAGGUGCAACUGAUUGAAGAUGCACGAAUGUUACCGCUUAUAAUAAUACGCCCCUCAAUUAUUGGCGCUAUGUGGAAGGAGCCGUUGCCAGGUUGGACAGACAAUAUCAAUGGGCCUACGGGUAUAUUCGCUGCAUGUGGCAAAGGACUGCUUACCAAUAUGUGUGGUAGUAAUCAUUCGAAAGCAGAUAUCAUUCCCGUUGAUAUUGUCUCGAAUAUGCUUAUCGUUGCUGCAGCGUACAGAAAUAAUAUCAGGUGCGAUAUGAUACCGGUAGUGCACUGUUGUUCGGGUCAGCUAAAUCCAAUCCGGUGGAAACACAUUGUCGAUUUUCUUGAAGUGUUCUAUCGAGAGUAUCCGCUCAAUGAAUGCUACCGUCUUCCGUCUACACAUUUUCACACGUCACGUGUUUUGUUCAAACUCAAUUACUAUUAUAAGCAUCUCAUUCCUGCGUAUUUAAUCGAUUUCAUAUGUCGUAUCACUGGUCGAAAUCAACAGUUUGUACGUAUUUAUGGUAAGAUAUGGCGAAUGGUUGAAACGUUACAUUAUUUCACCACGAGAGGAUGGAACUUUGAAACGAAAGGCCUGCUGACCAUGUGGGACUGGAUGUGUGACGAGGACAAACAGGUGUUCAAUUUUGAUGUUCGGCAGGUUAAUUGGGAUUCGUAUCUGUUCGAUUAUUUAAUGGGUGUUAAAAGGUAUCUAAUGAAAGAUAGGCUUGAAGAUAUUCCAAAGGCAAAGAAUAAUCUUCAUUGGUUGAAAAUCUAUUCAGCGAUUGCAAACGCUGGUUUUUGGUGGAUGUUUGUGCGCACUUUUGCCAGACGGCGUUUGAAGAAGACAACCCAGUGGGGUAUGUGGGCAAUUGGUUUUAUGCUCACGUACAUUUGGUCAAACUGUAGUUUUGGUGAACGAAUACAACUGAAAUCAAUUGAUGAGUACAAACAAAGUGCGCAUUAUUGCUAG